AAGAAAAAAAAAAAAGUAGAAAAAGUAAAGUAAAAGUGUACCCGUGUGCUGCCUUUGACUCGACAAAAAAACAAGAAAACAAAAAAGAUUCCUGGUGCCCCAUCCCUCCGGUGCCCCAUUCCUAUUCCCCGUCCCCGACCCCUGUCCCCGGCCCCGUCCUCGUCCGCCCUAGGUUGGUAGGUAGGUUAAAAAAGUUCCUUGUGUCCGCCUAGCCCGCUUGUCUGCCUGCUUGCUUUCCUGCUUGCCUAUAUGUAUGCCUGUCUGCCUGCUUGUCUGCUUGUCUGCUUGCGUGCCAGCGUGCCAGCCAGCGUGCCAUCUAUCGCGUCCGCUGCCCCGUCCUGUCCAUUCAGCAAUACAUAGCAGGAGGUCCAGUGCAGCCGACUCGGCUCAGCUCAGCCAAACCAUGCAUACAGCCAGCCAGCCAGUCAGCCAGCUCUGCAAACCUCACCUAUUGUGGUCGGUCGACGAGGCUUUCCCUGCCCAAAAAUAGUAGCAGCGACAUCAGCAGCAGCAGCAGCAGCAGCAGCAGCAGUAGCAGCAGCAAGCAAACCCCAUCCAACCCAACCCACCCAAUAUCGAUCGAUCAUGUGGAAGAAGCAAAAACGAAAAAGAAAAAAAAAAAAAAAAAAAAGCC
This is a messenger RNA of Aplosporella prunicola CBS 121167, 634 nucleotides long. RefSeq lists its product as uncharacterized. Lineage: Eukaryota; Fungi; Ascomycota; Dothideomycetes; Botryosphaeriales; Aplosporellaceae. Bases 254 to 490 code for a protein of 78 amino acids. The record is from RefSeq and is a predicted model, not a curated record. The transcript has 2 exons.